Neogale vison (American mink) is the source of this 3207-nucleotide messenger RNA. Its product is annotated as basic proline-rich protein-like. Bases 1 to 3207 code for a protein of 1068 amino acids. Lineage: Eukaryota; Metazoa; Chordata; Mammalia; Carnivora; Mustelidae. The transcript has 13 exons. The record is from RefSeq and is a predicted model, not a curated record.
AUGCCCGGCCGCGAAGCACGUGUGGCAGUGGUGUGGCAGUGGGACGCGGAGCCGGGGGCCGUUCCUCGUCAUUGCCCCGAAGACUCUGGAGCCAUGCUGGAGAAGGUGGCCCGGAAAUGCCAGGACCGGCCUGUCCCUUCUGGACUGGGCUCCCCGCCGGACAGCCCCACCCUCGCGGCCCCCGCCCCCGCCCCUCCUCCGGAGACCACCUCCAGGCCCCAGGACACCGGGAUUGGCUUCUCCCGCUCCGGUCCGCCCAAACAUGGCGGCCGCCAGGGGUCGAGCCUUGGCAUCCCCGUGCCCGACCCGCAGGGCAUCCGGACCCCGCGCUCGGCCCCGCCAGCCGUCCCUGGAGUCUCCCAGGUUGCCGGGUCGGUGGGGGCGGGGCACUACGCGUGCGGGAGCCUUUGCGGGGGCGCAGGAGACGGGGCCCCCCGCACCCCCGCUCCCAUCCCGCCUGCGCCUCCCGGGGACGCCGCUUUGCGGGCUCACGGGAUCCCCAACGAGUUCCGCUUGAUGGCAGUAGAGCACCACGUAUGCCAAGCGGCCCUUCCUCCAGGGCCUCUCCCUCCGCCCUUUGCCAAAGAAAAAAGGCCAAGCCGUGUCCACCCUGGCUCCAACAUGGCGGCCCCCAUGUUUCUCCUCCUCGGGCUCUCGUGGGCGGAGCUCACUCUGCAUGCCGGUCCGUUGAAGCCCGGCCGCGAAGCACGUGUGGCAGUGGUGUGGCAGUGGGACGCGGAGCCGGGGGCCGUUCCUCGUCAUUGCCCCGAAGACUCUGGAGCCAUGCUGGAGAAGGUGGCCCGGAAAUGCCAGGACCGGCCUGUCCCUUCUGGACUGGGCUCCCCGCCGGACAGCCCCACCCUCGCGGCCCCCGCCCCCGCCCCUCCUCCGGAGACCACCUCCAGGCCCCAGGACACCGGGAUUGGCUUCUCCCGCUCCGGUCCGCCCAAACAUGGCGGCCGCCAGGGGUCGAGCCUUGGCAUCCCCGUGCCCGACCCGCAGGGCAUCCGGACCCCGCGCUCGGCCCCGCCAGCCGUCCCUGGAGUCUCCCAGGUUGCCGGGUCGGUGGGGGCGGGGCACUACGCGUGCGGGAGCCUUUGCGGGGGCGCAGGAGACGGGGCCCCCCGCACCCCCGCUCCCAUCCCGCCUGCGCCUCCCGGGGACGCCGCUUUGCGGGCUCACGGGAUCCCCAACGAGUUCCGCUUGAUGGCAGUAGAGCACCACGUAUGCCAAGCGGCCCUUCCUCCAGGGCCUCUCCCUCCGCCCUUUGCCAAAGAAAAAAGGCCAAGCCGUGUCCACCCUGGCUCCAACAUGGCGGCCCCCAUGUUUCUCCUCCUCGGGCUCUCGUGGGCGGAGCUCACUCUGCAUGCCGGUCCGUUGAUGCCCGGCCGCGAAGCACGUGUGGCAGUGGUGUGGCAGUGGGACGCGGAGCCGGGGGCCGUUCCUCGUCAUUGCCCCGAAGACUCUGGAGCCAUGCUGGAGAAGGUGGCCCGGAAAUGCCAGGACCGGCCUGUCCCUUCUGGACUGGGCUCCCCGCCGGACAGCCCCACCCUCGCGGCCCCCGCCCCCGCCCCUCCUCCGGAGACCACCUCCAGGCCCCAGGACACCGGGAUUGGCUUCUCCCGCUCCGGUCCGCCCAAACAUGGCGGCCGCCAGGGGUCGAGCCUUGGCAUCCCCGUGCCCGACCCGCAGGGCAUCCGGACCCCGCGCUCGGCCCCGCCAGCCGUCCCUGGAGUCUCCCAGGUUGCCGGGUCGGUGGGGGCGGGGCACUACGCGUGCGGGAGCCUUUGCGGGGGCGCAGGAGACGGGGCCCCCCGCACCCCCGCUCCCAUCCCGCCUGCGCCUCCCGGGGACGCCGCUUUGCGGGCUCACGGGAUCCCCAACGAGUUCCGCUUGAUGGCAGUAGAGCACCACGUAUGCCAAGCGGCCCUUCCUCCAGGGCCUCUCCCUCCGCCCUUUGCCAAAGAAAAAAGGCCAAGCCGUGUCCACCCUGGCUCCAACAUGGCGGCCCCCAUGUUUCUCCUCCUCGGGCUCUCGUGGGCGGAGCUCACUCUGCAUGCCGGUCCGUUGAUGCCCGGCCGCGAAGCACGUGUGGCAGUGGUGUGGCAGUGGGACGCGGAGCCGGGGGCCGUUCCUCGUCAUUGCCCCGAAGACUCUGGAGCCAUGCUGGAGAAGGUGGCCCGGAAAUGCCAGGACCGGCCUGUCCCUUCUGGACUGGGCUCCCCGCCGGACAGCCCCACCCUCGCGGCCCCCGCCCCCGCCCCUCCUCCGGAGACCACCUCCAGGCCCCAGGACACCGGGAUUGGCUUCUCCCGCUCCGGUCCGCCCAAACAUGGCGGCCGCCAGGGGUCGAGCCUUGGCAUCCCCGUGCCCGACCCGCAGGGCAUCCGGACCCCGCGCUCGGCCCCGCCAGCCGUCCCUGGAGUCUCCCAGGUUGCCGGGUCGGUGGGGGCGGGGCACUACGCGUGCGGGAGCCUUUGCGGGGGCGCAGGAGACGGGGCCCCCCGCACCCCCGCUCCCAUCCCGCCUGCGCCUCCCGGGGACGCCGCUUUGCGGGCUCACGGGAUCCCCAACGAGUUCCGCUUGAUGGCAGUAGAGCACCACGUAUGCCAAGCGGCCCUUCCUCCAGGGCCUCUCCCUCCGCCCUUUGCCAAAGAAAAAAGGCCAAGCCGUGUCCACCCUGGCUCCAACAUGGCGGCCCCCAUGUUUCUCCUCCUCGGGCUCUCGUGGGCGGAGCUCGCUCAGCGAGCCCCAGCCAGGGUCCCCGAGGCUCCCGGCAGUGUCCUCGAACCCAUCCGGGGCUCCAUCUUGGCCCGCGCGGGAGACACGCUCCUCUGGUCCGGGGCCCAGAACCCCAGCCACGCCACGCCGGUCCCUGCCCGAGCCUCAGUCAGGACUCCCCGAGAGGCCAGCCUCACCCCGAGGCCUCCGAGCGCCCAGGACACAAAGGACGGGCACCCGCCGAGGGCUCAACAGCGAGUCCACCUCCCUGCGCAGCGGCCGGGGGACGGAGGGGUCCCGGGCACCGGGCCCUUCACCGCGGCCUCCGACUCUGGACAGCUCCCGCGGGAGGGGCAGCGCCCACGCGCGCCCACAGGCCACGGGUACUCCAGGCCAACGCAAACACUGCCGCUCCUCCUUCCCGUCAAUCGGCCCAGAGGCCACGGCGCACACCUCACGGUCACAUCCACAUCCACGGCACCCUGA